AUGAUUGCGUAUUUGAAAGUGGGAGUGAGACAGAUAGCGAGAUGGCGAGACGUUCAUUUUGGAAGAUUUAGCUAUCACUCUGGAGUGGGGGUGUUUGGGCAUCGACCGCAUGAGGUGAAUGAAACUGCGGAUUUGUCAGACGAAAUAAUAGUCAAAAGAUACGAGAACUGCCGAGCUCAGCAACUUGUUAACGCUUAUCGCACAUAUGGCCAUCUACGAGCAAGUAUCGAUAAUGUUGAUUAUAAACAAGAGAACAGAAACAUCAAAGAGCUGAACUUAGCGAGAUAUGGCCUGGCUUCUGGAGAUCACGUAGAUUUAGGUUUAUUGUACGGCCACAGUGGAAAGCAGCCAGCCAACAAUCUAGUCGAACAAUUGGAGAAGAUUUACUGCGGACCUAUUUCGUACGAAUUUUCUUAUUUAGAAACAGAUGCAGAACGCGAAUGGUUCGCUCAGAGAAUAGAAAGUGGCUCCGAUACUAUCGGGAAGGAUCGACAAAGAGAAAUUCUGAAGGAGUUGCUAGAGACUCAAACGUGGGACAAAUUCCUUUCUACAAAGUAUCCCAGCGUAAAGAGAUAUUGUGGCGAAGGAGCCGAGUCUUUGUUAACAUUCUUUUCUACGCUUAUUCAACGAACUACUAGUGACGGCAUUGAAUAUAUAACUUUGGCGAUGGCUCACAGGGGUAAAAUAAAUUUGCUGACGAGCCAAUUGAAAUGUCCGCCCGUCAAGAUCUUUCACAAAUUCAAUGGGAACCCAGAAUUCCCCCCGGAUGCUAACUCGGCUUGCGAUAUAGCGACACACCUCAGUGCAUCUGUCGAUUUAACGGUGGAAGGGAAAACAGUGAGGCUGUCAAUGCUGAACAAUCCCUCACAUUUAGAGGCAGCAAAUCCUGUUUCGAUGGGAAAGGCUCGUUCGAGGCAGUUAAAAUUGCGAGAAGGAGGCUACUCUUUUAAAUAA
This is a messenger RNA of Leptosia nina, 954 nucleotides long. The record is from the annotation of a GenBank genome assembly. Lineage: Eukaryota; Metazoa; Arthropoda; Insecta; Lepidoptera; Pieridae.